This is a messenger RNA of Limanda limanda (common dab), 692 nucleotides long. RefSeq names its product T-cell immunoglobulin and mucin domain-containing protein 4-like. The transcript has 6 exons. The record is from RefSeq and is a predicted model, not a curated record. Bases 1 to 639 code for a protein of 212 amino acids. Lineage: Eukaryota; Metazoa; Chordata; Actinopteri; Pleuronectiformes; Pleuronectidae.
AUGAAGCUGCUGCUGCUGCUCGCUCUGCUCUCAGUUGGUGAAGGUGUCAGAGGCAGCAGCGUUGCCGUCCGAGCCGGUGGCAACGUCACUCUGUCGUGUCGCUACGACAUGAAGGAUCAAAAGCAGCUGUCAGUUUGCUGGAAUCGAGGAGACAUACCAUCGCGUAUAUGCGACAAUGAGCUCAUCGCCACAGACGGGCUCAGCGUGAGAGAGGACAGCAGAAGGUCCAGCAGGUAUCAGCUGCUGGGACAACUGGACCGGGGGGACGUGUCCCUGACCAUCCUGAACGUCACCGAGUCGGACGCUGGACGAUACGGCUGCAGAGUGGACAUCCCCGGCUUGUUCAAUGAUGCAAAACAUCACUUUGACUUGACUGUUGACUCAGAUCCACAGACGACCACAUCAGUGACCUCAGAGACGUCCACACUGCAGACAACCGUCACACACACUGCAGGUCCUCCAACACACACACUAAAUGAUGGAGAAGCCUCAUCGUUCCCCUCAUUUCUUCGUCCUGCAGGUCACAUGAACGCCACAGAAACCGUCAUCAGAUGUGUCAUGUUCGGGUUGAUAGUGUUGGUCACAGCGGGCGGAGUCGUCGUCCUCGUGAGAAAAUGGAUGCGACUUCACAAAGUGUGACACAAUACGAUGCCUGACAGAGGAAGCAGGAAGUGAGGUCACCAACCCCACAG